GCAUCAGGAUGUGAUAUUGUGGUAUUGGGGACUGACUUUGAAAGAUUACAGAUAAUCCCUGGAGCAAAACAUGGAAACAUUCAAGUGGGAUGUGUGGACUGUUCAAUGCAACAGGGGAAGAUUGCAGCUUCUUACGGAAAUGCGAUUUGUAUCUUUGAGCCAGUUAACCUCUUGAAGCAGAACAGCGAUUUAACAUUACAUUAUCAGUGGCAGAAGAAUGCUCAAAUCUUGCUGGAAGCCAUAGCUCAUAAUCUAACAUGGGAUCCCACAGGCACUCGCCUUUUGACUGGUUCCAGUUGUCUUCAACUUUGGUCCAAUGUUCCUUCGGAAAACUCUUCUGACAAUGACAAUCCUGAAAGAACAGAUAUUGGACUUGGAGAAUGGAGGUGUAUAUGGCAAUGCAAAACUGCUUCUCAAGUUUGUUUAAUGAAAUUCUCACCAGACGGGGAGUUUUUUGCUACUGCUGGAAAGGAUGAUUGUCUUGUGAAAGUAUGGUACAAUACAGACAGUUGGAGAACAGCUGUAACACCACCUGGUGCAAGUCCAGAAAACCAAGCAAAAGAAGUGGAUUUUUCAUUUGUUUAUUUGGCUCAUCCUCGAUCAGUAAACGCGUUUUCAUGGAGGAAGACCAGUAAAUUCAUGCCACGUGGUGCUGUCUGCAAUGUACUCCUGACUUGCUGUAAGGAUAAUGUUUGUCGUCUCUGGGCAGAGACUUUGUUACCCAAUGACAGUCUGUUGUAUGGUGGAGGACACAACAAUUGGAGUGAAGGAGCCAACUUCACAAAUAACUUCAAGAGAAGUACUUCAAGUAAAGUGCAAAAUGCUUUAGAGUUAAACCUGAGGCACUUCCGACGAGGAAGGAGGAGGUCGAGUGCAGUUGUAGCACAUACUGGAUAUGCUCCACAUCAGCAAGAUCCCCACGAAGUUCACAGGAACAUCCCUCCUCAUGCAAAUGCACUUUGUCACUUCCAUAUUGCCGCCAGUAUCAAUCCAGCCACAGAUAUUCCUCUGCUACCUUCUAUCACAUCUCUGAGUCUUGGUGAAAAUGAAGAAAAAAGUGGACCUUUUGUUGUGCACUGGCUAAACAAUAAAGAACUUCAUUUUACCUUAUCCAUGGAAGUAUUUUUGCAACAACUUAAAAAGAGUUUUGAACAUAAUUCUCCUGAAACUGUCACUGAGGAAUCUAAUCAAAUGGAUGGCAGAUCAGAAGAAGAAGCUGAUGAAAAUGGAGAUGAACAAAAAGGAAACCAAGAAAAGAAGGAACUGGGUGAUGAGAAAACCGCUCUGAAUUCGAGCCUUGUUCCUUUAUCUUCUGCUAUUAUUGAUCAUGAAAUUGAAGUACUACUUUCUGAAUGGAGUAAAAAUGCCGACAUGCUAUUCAGUAUACAUCCUAUGGAUGGUUCACUGCUGGUAUGGCAUGUGGACUGGCUAGAUGAAUACCAGCCUGGCAUGUUUCGCCAGGUGCAGGUGUCAUUUGUCUCAAGAAUUCCUGUUGCAUUUCCGACGGGUGAUGCAAACUCUCUUUGCAGAAGUAUAGUGAUGUAUGCUUGUACCAAAAAUGUUGACUUAGCUAUUCAACAAGGCAAACAUAAGCCUCCUGGCCUUACACGAUCUUCAUCUAUGCUUAUCUCUUCUGGACACAGUAAAUCAACCAACAGUUUAAAACUAAGUAUCUUCACGCCCAAUGUUAUGAUGAUUUCCAAACACGCAGAUGGAUCAUUGAACCAGUGGCUAGUGAGUUUUGCGGAGGAAUCUGCUUUUUCAACUGUGCUCAGUAUUUCACAUAAAUCCCGAUACUGUGGUCACCGUUUUCAUCUUAAUGACUUGGCUUGCCACUCAGUAUUACCACUGCUGCUUACAACCUCACAUCACAAUGCUCUAAUUUCACCGGAUGUUGAGAAUGCAAAACAGGCAAAUGAUUCUUUAAAGUCCCAGGAGUCACCAGUAAGACAUCAGAGUAGAGCCAAUGCAGAUGUAUCAUCCCAGGAUCCCAAUGCGGUUUACAGUGAACUUAUUCUUUGGAGAGUUGACCCUGUUGGGCCUUUGUCCUUUUCUGGUGGAGUUUCUGAACUUGCUCGGAUCAAUUCUCUCCAUGUUUCAGCUUUUUCUAAUGUUGCAUGGCUACCCACACUUAUACCCAGCUAUUGCCUUGGUGCAUACUGCAAUUCUCCAAGUGCCUGCUUUGUGGCUAGUGAUGGACAGCAUUUGAGAUUAUAUCAAGCUGUAAUAGAUGCUAAGAAACUUUUGUGUGAGCUCUCCAAUCCAGAAAUUUCUAAAUAUGUUGGUGAAGUUUUUAACAUCAUAAGUCAGCAAUCUACAGCUCGCCCAGGAUGUAUCAUUGAACUGGAUGCUAUCACAGAGCUUCAUGGCAGAAAAACGCAGUUAUUCCAUGUUUUUCAAGAAGACUUCAUUUUAAAUAACCAGGAGAAGGAAAUACCUGAUUUAUCAGACUCUGAUGUAACUUGUAACGGAUUCUCUGAAAAAUUCUACUUAAUAGUAAUUGAGUAUACUCAAAACCGUUCAUUACUACAUAUGUGGCAUUUGCAUUUGAAGUCAAUUCCUGUCUCAGUAGAUGAAAAGAUAGAUUCAAAUACACCUGAAGCAACAACACAGACAGAAGAAUUGUAUUCUUCACCCGAUCCAGAGAAGAUCCAAUCACCUUUCACUCAAAAGUAUCAGGCCUGUAGAGCAAACCUUCAGAGCACCAGCUGGCUUACUCUGUCUUCCAAAAUGGUGUAUAGUCAAGAGUUGAAUUUGCCAGAAGGAGUAGAGAUAAUAAGUGUGAAGCCAUCAGCAGGACAUCUGAGUUCUUCUUCCAUAUAUCCUGUUUGUCGUGCACCGUAUCUGCUGGCUACUUCAUGUUCUGAUGGAAAAGUUCGAUUCUGGAGAUGCAGAGUUACGACUGAAUCGUCAGCUUCUUCCAUGCCAGAGUAUAGUGCACAUAGUGAUGUUACAUAUGUGUGGGAAGAAUGGCCAUUAUUGAUUGAGGAUGGACUUCUUAGUAGUAGUGCUAUUAAUGUUCCAGGAAGGCCAACUGAAGUUAGCUGUGCACACACAAACAGAUUAGCAGUAGCGUACAAGCAGGUAACAUCUAAAAAUAGUAAUCUUUCUCAUGAUUUUGUGAUGCAUGUUAGUAUUUUUGAAUGCGAAUCUACAGGAGGUUCUUCUUGGAUUCUAGAACAGACUCUUCAUUUAGACGAGAUAGGCACCAUGUUAGGCUCUGGUGUUAGUAUUGAUAGUAACUUAGUGGCAUAUAACCGACAAGACUCUUCUCUGUCUCAUGGUGGGAAUACUAUGCCCAGCACUAAGCACUUGGUACACUUAGAUUGGAUGUCUAGGGAAGAUGGUUCACAUAUUCUAACAGUGGGAAUUGGAUCAAGACUUUAUAUGUUUGGUCAACUGUCUGGGAAAAUGCAAGAACAAAAUGGUAAGGAGAUUGUAACCAUCUCCCAUAGUGGCAGUUCAAAGGCUACAGCCAUUUCUAGGUUUGUCCUGCUGCGUUGUGUUGACUUGGUUUCAUCUGUAGAAGGAUCACCUCCUUUUCCAGUCUCCUUGUCUUGGGUGCGUGAUGGCAUUCUUGUAGUUGGAAUGGAUUGUGAAAUGCAUGUUUAUUCCCAGUGGCAAUCUCCUUCCAAGCAGGAACUAGUUAGUACAGAUUCCUACAGUGGAAGUGCACCAUGUAUGACUAGCUUAAUGAGACAAAGCCAGUCAGCUGCCUCAGGUCUGCAUCCACCAAAGCGAACCGUGACCAGAUCUAUGACCAGCCUUGCACAGAAACUUAGUGGAAAAAGAUCUGCCUGUGAUCUGUCUAUGGAAAUGGAAGAUUCUGGUCUUUUUGAAGCAGCUCAUACGUUGUCUCCCACUUUACCUCAAUAUCAUCCAUAUCAACUGUUGGAACUCAUGGAUCUUGGUAAAGUACGUAGAGCAAAAGCCAUUCUGUCCCAUCUGGUAAAGUGCAUUGCUGGAGAAGUUGUUGCUAUAAAUGAAUCUGAACCUAAUCAUGAUAAGAGGCUCAGAUCUUUGUCUAUCAGUGCUAGUGGAAGUACUGCAAGGGAUCCCAAAACAUUCAGCAAAACUGAGACUACGGACUAUAUUGAAAUAGACUCUGUUCCACCAUUGCCUUUGUAUGCUCUGCUUGCUGCAGAUGACGAUUCAUCUUAUUCCUGUUCAGAGAAGUCUAAUAAUCAAAAUAGUCAAAAUAAAAAAGAUACGCCCAAUGACAAUUAUGAAGAUCUCUUUCAAAAUACUGUUAUAAGUACAGAUGAACUUGUAACAUUUGAUGCAGAUGAAGACAGUUCGAAACCAAAAGUCAUCGAUCUUUCUCAGUAUAGCCCAACUUACUUUGGACCGGAGCAUGCUCAAGUUCUUUCUCGUCACUUGCUUCAUUCAAGCUUGCCAGGUCUGACUAGGAUGGAGCAGAUGUCAUUGAUGGCCUUGGCAGAUACAAUUGCUACUACCAGUACUGACAUUGGAGAAAGCAGAGACAGAAAUCAGGGUGGAGAAACUCUUGACGAGUGUGGCUUAAAGUUUUUAUUGGCUGUUCGGCUUCACACAUUUCUAACAACUUCACUUCCUCCUGUAUAUCGAGCUCAACUGCUUCACCAAGGCUUAUCUACGAGUCAUUUUGCCUGGGCCUUUCAUUCAGUAGCGGAAGAAGAACUACUGAGCAUGCUCCCAGCAGUGCAAAAAGGAGAUCCAACAUGGCCAGAACUCAGAGCUAUGGGUAUAGGAUGGUGGGUUCGAAACAUCCAUAGCCUGCGGAAGUGCAUAGAAAAGGUGGCUAAAGCAGCCUUUCAGCGAAACAAUGAUCCACUUGACGCAGCCAUUUUUUACCUCGCAAUGAAAAAGAAGGCUGUGAUCUGGGGAUUAUACAGGUCCCAAAAAGAUACUAAAAUGACACAGUUUUUUGGAAACAACUUUACUGAGGACAGAUGGCGUAAAGCGGCAUUAAAGAAUGCUUUUUCUUUGCUUGGCAAACAGCGUUUUGAACAUUCUGCAGCAUUUUUCUUGUUGGCAGGACACUUAAAAGAUGCAGUGGAGGUCUGCCUUGAAAAACUGAAUGACAUUCAAUUGGCUCUUGUAAUAUCAAGACUUUAUGAGUCAGAGUUUGAAGUAUCUAGUACUUACAAAUCUGUACUACAGAAGAGAAUUUUGGGAAGUGCAUUUCAUAGAAAAGAGAGCUUAGGAAACAUACACUGUGACCCUUUUCUGCGAAGUAUGGCUUACUGGAUUUUGGAAGAUUAUAGCAAGGCUCUUGACACUUUGAUUAAACAUUCUGUUGAAGAUGAAGGAGACCAGGUACUGCGCAGUUGCUCACCAUUGCUAGAAAAUAGCUUGCUGUAG
Molecule: messenger RNA, 5343 nt
Organism: Tauraco erythrolophus (red-crested turaco)
Lineage: Eukaryota; Metazoa; Chordata; Aves; Musophagiformes; Musophagidae
Source: RefSeq, a predicted model, not a curated record